AUGACCAAGAACCCCUCGCUAACAGCCUCAGUCACCCCCGGCAUCACAGCGCAAGAGUACUAUGACCGCCGCGCCAACCUUGCCCAUCGUCUCCCCGAGGGUGCCCUCGCCAUCCUCCCCGCCGCCGAGCUCAAGUACCGGUCAGGCGCAGUCUUUCACCCCUAUCGUCAAGAGUCCAACUUCCUCUACCUCACCGGCUGGGCCGAGGGCGACUCACUCGCCGUCAUCCGCAACACCGGCCCCCAGUGGGGCGACUUUACAUUCCAUCUCUUCUGCCAGCCCAAGGAUGCUACGGCCGAGCAGUGGUCCGGCCCGCGCAACGGCAUCCAGGCGGCCGCCGACAUAUUCAACGCCGACGACGCCGGCGAUAUCAACAGGAUCGACAAGCUCCUGCCCGAGAUUGUCAAGUCCGCCACGCGCGUUUACACCGACCUCGAGAGGCCGCGUGAAGGCCACGCUGAGAGCAAGCUCUGGUCCCUCGUCAAGGGCGACAGUCGUGUGGCCGUCAACCCGCUCGCCCUAUGUCAACAACAUCGCCCUGAAUGCAACAUGUAA
Verticillium dahliae VdLs.17 is the source of this 555-nucleotide messenger RNA. RefSeq names its product xaa-pro dipeptidase. The record is from RefSeq and is a predicted model, not a curated record. Gene Ontology annotation, molecular function: manganese ion binding; metalloaminopeptidase activity. Gene Ontology annotation, cellular component: mitochondrion. The transcript has 2 exons. Lineage: Eukaryota; Fungi; Ascomycota; Sordariomycetes; Glomerellales; Plectosphaerellaceae. The coding region runs from base 1 to 555 and encodes 184 amino acids.